Messenger RNA from Suricata suricatta (meerkat), 2542 nucleotides. RefSeq names its product DNA damage inducible transcript 4 like (gene DDIT4L). Gene Ontology annotation, biological process: negative regulation of signal transduction. The transcript is spliced from 3 exons. Lineage: Eukaryota; Metazoa; Chordata; Mammalia; Carnivora; Herpestidae. The coding region runs from base 235 to 816 and encodes 193 amino acids. Gene Ontology annotation, cellular component: cytoplasm. The record is from RefSeq and is a predicted model, not a curated record.
CGCGGUCCCAGGGGCUAUGCUGCUCGGUGGAGCGGGUACUACGCGUGCUGGGGACCGGUCGCUGCUCGGGUCUGCAGGUCUCUGAGCUUCCGAGGGAGAAGGUGCCUUGUGGGGGGAUAGUUCCUGCCUCGAUUUACCCCGCAGCCCAGCCAGCGAGGGCACCCGCCCCAGCGAACUCCCGGCAGUGCCCCAGAAAGGCCGUUCCGCCCCGCGAGCGAAACGGAGCCGUUGACCAUGGUUGCCACUGGCAGUUUGAGCAGUAAGAACCCGGGCAGCAUUUCAGAGUUGCUGGACCAUGGCUUCCACCCGGGGAGCCUGCUCAAUGAUUUUGACUACUGGGAUUAUGUUGUUCCUGAACCCGACCUCAAUGAGGUGAUUUUUGAGGAGUCCACGUGCCAGAAUUUGGUUAAAAUGCUGGAGAACUGUCUUUCCAAGUCAAAGCAAACCAAACUUGGUUGCUCCAAAGUCCUUGUCCCUGAGAAACUGACCCAGAGAAUAGCUCAAGACGUCCUGCGGCUUUCCUCCACGGAGCCCUGCGGCCUGCGAGGUUGUGUUAUGCACGUGAACUUGGAAAUUGAAAACGUAUGUAAAAAGCUGGAUAAGAUUGUGUGCGAUUCUAGUGUGGUGCCCACUUUUGAGCUCACACUUGUGUUCAAGCAGGAGAACUGCUCAUGGACUAGCUUCAGGGACUUUUUCUUCAGCCGAGGUCGCUUCUCAUCUGGCUUCAGGCGAACUCUGAUCCUGAGUUCAGGAUUCCGCCUCGUUAAGAAAAAGCUUUACUCCUUGAUUGGAACAACAGUCAUUGAAGAGUGCUGAUAAGGAAAUAUUUUAAAGAUCCUUCUUAUAAUUGGGUAAUAAAACUACACAGCUGCCCCCUGAGAGUCAUUUGUGGUCCCCUUACCUCCUCUCAGCCAGAAACCCUGAACUGAGUCAUCUCCUUCCAUGGCUCCACAUUGAUAGCAACCCAACUAAGAGGCCAAUUUCAUGGCUUUGGAGAAAGGACCUGAGAAAGUGUACAUUCUCUGCCUAUAUCACAUGUUUUCACAAAAUGGCAUGGAAUAAAAGAAGCAACCCACUUUAGUUUUCUGUUUGACUUCGCUUUGUACAGGGGGGCUUGCUAACGAGACUCUAAGUUGACUGUGCCUAGUCUGAUUUUCAUAUGGCUUUUUUUUCUGUAUGUUUUCAGAGUGAUCCUUUCGGUCACAGAAACUUAAUGAUGCUUAGCCCACCAAAACUUCCAGAAGCCUGCAUCAAUUUCCUGCCCCUCCUCAAAUGUAAAGGGUUCCUAGACUGAAGGGUAGAAUUUAGUGGGCAAACUUAAUUAAAAGUUAACCCCACGCAGGCGUGAAUAAGCGAUGUCACAUCAAGAACAGCACUUCUUCCCCGUUUCUUUGCAUCCUGUCUGUGCUUCUGUUUCAAAGAGGUGGCGAAAGCAUGUAUUUCAUUUCAGUAACAGUGAUGUUUUCAAUAUGGUACAAUUCAAGCUCACUUUUUCUAGUGCUCAAGUAGUGAAUGUUAGUUUUCAGCUAAAAAAAUGGAAAAUGGUGAACCGAUUUUUUGGCAUCUAGUUGAUUACUCUUCCACUGGUGAAUAUGGAUGGGGAUGAGAGGUGAGUUCUCAGAUCCGCUCCUUUCUCAUUUGCUUGAUAAUCUCACUUCUUUUCGCCAUUAAUAUAUGUUUAACCUCAGAUGAACCAUCUCACUGUGUCGGUGUCAUCUGGCCCGGGCAUCUCCUAGGAACCAAAGUUUCCCUCCUUAACCUGAAUCUUCAAAGGGGAUAGGUACAUGCUACCACUUUUCAUCACCAAGUUGGGCCUAUUUACGAAGGCCGCUGUGGUCAUGGGUGUCUAGUUUACAGUACAGACUAGAGAAUGAGAGCCGGGGCCUCGCUAACCCCUUCUCUUCAACCUUGGAUACCUGUUCCUGGGGAACAAGAAAGAUGUUUUUUCUGGUCCCAACUUGCUGGGUCACUAGCCAUCCUUGUGGAAUCUUAAUGAGAGUAUAGCCUCUACACUGUGAUCCUCAAUUCAGCAAGGCCCUCACAUUUUUGUAGUAAGUCACCCAUCAGGAGCUGAUUUUGGUCUCAUGCCAAAUUAUUAGUACCACCGCUUUAUAAACCUGAAGCCAGGCUCCUAGACACAAAAGUCUUCAUCCUGAUGUUACUCAAAAGCGGGCCCUGCUGAUCCCAUAAGUGACCUAAAACUUCACUAUUCAAAUCAGCAAGCAGUCUAACAAAUCGAUCUCUUCACAUUUGGAAUGAUCCCGCAAAGCUGAACUGUAUAGGACGGGGCCAGGAUAAGUCGACCUUGUUUGCAUUCUGCUAUUGUUUAGGACUCCGGAGGCCACUGUGAUUCCGUGGGCGAGACUUCUCGGCCUGGAUGGAUGUAGAACCACUCUCCUUCUUCCACUAACAGUUGUCAUGGACUCUUGUCUUUCGUGCUCAUGAAAUGGCAAUGGCUUAUGGAGAUUCUGAAGUUAAUAUUCCUGUUCAAGGAAAUUAAAGUUUAUCUAUUUUUGACAAUAAAGCUUCAUAUAUUUUUUAA